AUGGAUAUCAAGCUGAGGUGGGAAGAUAACAGCGGCAAGUUUACCGCCGUUCCAAGAUCAUGCAGAGGAAUCGUUGGAGCUGCAGCUGUUAUGAUUCGAUUCUCCGUCAACACUGGAGGCUGGACACGGAUCACCCCCCAAGACCAGUCUAGGCUUGCUUGCUGGGCAAUUCGGGAAUUCAAGGCUUAA
Molecule: messenger RNA, 189 nt
Organism: Paracoccidioides lutzii Pb01
Exons: 1
Coding region: 1-189 (62 amino acids)
Source: RefSeq, a predicted model, not a curated record